This is a messenger RNA of Nycticebus coucang (slow loris), 3662 nucleotides long. It is a transcript of the gene HCAR1, whose product is annotated as hydroxycarboxylic acid receptor 1. Gene Ontology annotation, biological process: G protein-coupled receptor signaling pathway. The record is from RefSeq and is a predicted model, not a curated record. Lineage: Eukaryota; Metazoa; Chordata; Mammalia; Primates; Lorisidae. Gene Ontology annotation, cellular component: membrane. The coding region runs from base 594 to 1625 and encodes 343 amino acids. Gene Ontology annotation, molecular function: G protein-coupled receptor activity. The transcript has a single exon.
CAGAAGUGCCCCGUGGGAUGAGGGAGAGGACGGCCAGUCAGGCAAAGGUUAGGGGAGGGAAGCGAAGGCAGAGGCCCAGAACGGCUCCGGGAAAUGUUUGUAUUUCUCCACCAGGAGGGAGGACAAACACGCUUUUCUGAUGCCUUCUGGGUAGCUUUGCACAGCCUCUAGCAUAGAGUGAGUCUGAGGAGGAAGAGUGAAGCUGAAAAUAAAAAUUAUUGCGGGGCUGGACCCAGCGACUCCUUUACAGCAUGAAUCUCAUUGGACCCGCCUGCUGCCUCCCAAAAGUGACCACUUAGACAACACUGCACGCCUUUCUCAGCCUUGCCUGGCUACAGGCUUUGCCUCUGGGGGAGACAGGCAGCCUGUGACCCAGGCUCCAGAGAAGGGACAACACGGGGCCUCUGGCUUCCUGGCUGGAGUUUCUCUUCUCUGUGCCCCAGCAGCAUCCACCCACCUGGGUGGGACCUGCAUCCGGGGUGAUGAAGUCCGACCUGCAGCAGCUGGGUGAGUGGUAGCAUUCAGAUAAGCAUCUGUGCCUCUGUGGGGACUCUGGGACCGCUCGGCUCCCAGGACACUUGUCCUCUCCUGUCAUGUACAACGGAUCGUGCUGCCUCAUAGAGGGGGACCCCAUCUCUGGGGUGAUGCCCCCUCUGCUCAUUCUGGCCUUUGUGCUGGGUGCCCUGGGCAACGGGCUGGCCCUGUGCGGCUUCUGCUUCCACAUGAAGACCUGGAAGCCGAGCACUAUUUACCUUUUCAACUUGGCUGUGGCUGAUUUCCUCCUCGUGGUCUGCUUGCCCCUUCGGACAGACUAUUACCGCAGACAGCGACACUGGGCUUUUGAGGACAUACCCUGUCGGGUGGUGCUGUUCAUGCUGGCCAUGAACAGGGCUGGGAGCAUAAUCUUCCUCACGGUGGUGGCUGUGGACAGGUAUUUCAAGGUGGUCCACCCCCACCAUAUGGUAAACACCAUCUCUAACCGGACAGCAGCUGGCAUUGUCUGUGCCCUUUGGACCAUGGUCAUCCUGGGGACUCUGUACCUUUUAAUGGAGAACCACCUGUGUGUGCAAGAGAAGGCCGUGUCUUGUGAGAGCUUCAUCAUGGAGUCUGCCAAUGGCUGGCACGACAUCAUGUUCCAGCUGGAGUUCUUUUUGCCUCUAGGUAUCAUCUUGUUCUGUUCCUUCAAGAUUGUUUGGAGCCUGAAGCAGAGGCAGCAGCUGGCCAGACAGACUCGGAUGAAGAAGACAAUUCUGUUCAUCAUGGUGGUGGCUGUCGUGUUUGUCACAUGCUACCUGCCUAGCGUGUUGGCCAGACUAUAUUUCCUCUGGACAAUGCCCUCGAGCACCUGCAAUGCCUCUGUCCACGUAGCCCUUCAUGUCACCCUCAGUUUCACCUACAUGAACAGCAUGCUGGAUCCCUUGGUGUAUUAUUUUUCAAGUCCCUCAUUUCCCAAAUUCUACACUAAGCUCAAAAUCCGCAGUUUGAGACCCAAGCACCCAGGACAUUCAAAGACACCGAGGCCGGAGGAGAUGCCAAUUUCAGACCUCUGUCGCAAGAGUUGCAUCAGUGUGGCAAAUAGUUUCCAAAGCCGGUCCGAUGUUCGCUGGGAUCUCCAAAUGUGUUGAAUGGCACUAAGGAAACAGACCAACAACUUCUAGAAGGACAGAUUGGCAACUUAGAAUUAAUUCAUGCUAAAGGGUAGGGGUUUUGAAAAUGUCGCCACCCUUUCUGAGCUGUACCCUCAGUCUGUUGGAUAUAAAACGCAUAGGACUAUAGUUUUUUGGAAGUUCCCAGUUGACUAAAGUGAGUCAGUUGUAUUUAUAUGAUGUAAUUACAGUGGUAAGGGAUUAUAUGAGAUGUUGGGGGAGUUAGCAAUUGCACAGCUCCUGUGUGAGUUUAAAUGGCUGAAUAAAUAGGGUAUAAGAGUUUAAAUGGUUCAUGUUCUUUUUCUGGGGGGUGAUCUCUUUAAGUUAAUGAACUUAAAGAGUUAUCAGUAUCUCCUAUCCUCUGACCUUAAAUCUUUACUUCUCUUGGAAAAUAGAAUCUGGGCUAAGUCAAUACUUCUAUUUCAGGCUGUGUGAGGCUCUUUUGAUGGGGACGUCUUGGUCCUGGUGGUUCCAUAUUCACAGGGUCCCAUACGUGCAUUUCUUUGUCAUUGUUUUCACUUCUCUGGCAGCCCAGGAAUAAGAGCCAAACAAUCUGCUCUGACCUUCUUCCAGCUCCACAUUUUUCUGCAGGUCUUUGCAUUUCUAAGAAGGUGCUGAGGGAUAUGUUUACCUGCCCUGGUUUCUCCAGUGGGAUGUGCUGAGUCCAGUAUAACUGCUUUUGACUGCUUGCUCUGUGACUGUGAAUUGAAAUUAUUCAUUCAUUUAUUCUCUAAGUAAUCACUGAAUUUGUAUUUAGUGUCAGGCGUGAUGCUUGUGUUCUUUUUACCUGGAGGGUCAUUAAUCAACUCUCACGUGACAGCAAAUUUUCUCAGGUGGCAACCAGAGAAGUUGAGGACUUUCACCCUUUCAUGAAAUAUAGUUUCUAGACUGUUCUGUGCAAACAUCAGUUUUACCCUCUUAUUGCAAGACUGCUUUAUGCACGAGUUUCCAAGAUACGUACCCCGAGCCCUCAAAACUAGAUGACUUUGUGAAAUGACAGGCUGCCCCUGCCCUGAAUUGGGGGUGGGGGGAUGGAGCAAAAUUCUGAGCCAGACUUAGUUCCUCUCUUAAGCUACAAAGUGGUGGAAGUUGUUCUUGACUCCUUUUUUUAUGCUCUCUCAAAAUUCCCAGGCUAUUCUCCUCAUGUAAGAACCUUGCCAUCUUCUAGUUCUUGGGCCUCAAAAAACCUGUAGAGGCUGCCUCUAUUUUUUUUUUUUUUUUUCCAGAAGCAGGGAUGAAAAGCAUAGGCUUCAGAGAGUCAAACAAAUCUAAGUUUGAAUCCCAGCUCCACCACUUACUAGCUGUGUGACCUCUGGGCAGAUUUUAUGUAAUCGGCUAUAGCUUCAAUCUCUUUGUCUGUCAAACAUUAAUGCUGACUUCAAAGGGUCGUUGGGUGGAUUCAAUGAAUGUACAAUCCUGAAAGGAAAGGACUUUGUUCACUGUUAUACCCUGGGUCUCUGAAAAAGCUCCUGCUCAUAGUAGGUAGUUAAUAAAUAUUUGCCAAAUGAAUGUAUGAAUAAACUAAUGUAAAGCAUUAUCCACUGUGCCUGGCGGUAAGUGCUCCAUGUUGUGAUUUAUUAUACCAACAUAUUUCACACUUAUAGAAACUGAGGCUCAGAAGUUAUUUCCUUUGGGGCUCAGAGACCUAAUUAGCUGCUCCAUUACCAUGCCUGAAUUCCCCUCCUCCCCAGCUCCCUGGGGAGGAGCGAAAAGCAAGAAUUCUUAUCAGCAUCAAAAAGAACCAUACAUCCUAGCUGGCAUUGUGGUGGGCGCCUAUAGUCCCAGCUACUUGGGAGACUGAGGGAAGAAAAUCGCUUAAGCCUAAGAGUUUGAGGUUGCUGUGAGCUGUUACACCACGACACUCUACCGAGGGUGACAUAGUGAGACUCUGUGUCAAAAAAAUAAAAUAAAAAGAACCAUAUAUCCUCCCAAUAGAAACCUGUGAAAACUCACACUUCUGCUUUUAAUUCUAUUCUUAAUUAUAAUUCUCUUCUGGGCUGUUCAUUUGUUGUCCAU